This is a messenger RNA of Didymodactylos carnosus, 1007 nucleotides long. NCBI's taxonomy places the organism in Eukaryota, Metazoa, Rotifera, Eurotatoria, Philodinida, Philodinidae. The record is from the annotation of a GenBank genome assembly.
AGUUAGGUUUAUCGCCAGUAGAGGCUUUUAUUAGGUAGAGAUAAUCUGGUAACCAACAUAGAAAGGAGCUCAACAAGAAAAUAAAUACGACACAGUAAUAUGAUUGGUAUUUGUAUUAUGACAACUACGACUGUGUCUUAUUUUUCCAUUCAACUAGCGUUAGAUAGAGGAGCAAUUAACGAUCGAGAAAAUUGUUUGAACUGAGUUAAAAUCACUUUUGCUAUCGAAAGAAACGAUUUUAUUUGAAAAAGCACGCAUGUGUAAAUGGUAAAUGUUUCUUGUAUUCUGACUUGUUUGUCACCAUACACAAUUCUUAGCUAAAAAUAUUUUCAUUUCUGAAUACAGCUGAGAUUAGUGCAUGGAAUGGGGUAUAAAACGUUCAGAGAAAAAGUGAAGCAAUGUCUGCUGGUAUACGCGUUUUUGGUGUUCAUUUUCAGUAAGUUGCAUUUUUGGGCGAUCGUGUUGGCUGACCAGACAAAUUAUAUCUUGUUCUUGUUUUGUCGAUAAUUAAAUUUUCAACAAAACAUAUAUAGUCAUAACUCUCCGACGGAGGAUCAUGACUCCGUGAGAAAUAUAUCAAAGGUUUCUAUACGACGAAACCAGUCCUUUUAAAUUGAUUCAAAGUCUAAACAGCUCUUUGGUAAAAACAAAACAGUUUCCAGAGCUUUGUUUCAACUCUCUUAUCCAAUCCGUCUAGGGUCGACUCCUUCCUCACCCUUCCCCCUUUUCUUAAGCAACAGUCUUUAAUGGACGUUCUCUUGGAGCAACAUCCAAAAUAUAAAGGACAGGUUAUUAAUUGGGUACGUCGUGCUAAAGAUGAUCCAAAACAAAUUGAAUUAGAAUAUCAGAUACGAUGGGAACCAUUAGAUGGUCAUUCCGAAGCUGACCAAGAACAAUUAUUUAGACAACAAUUAGCACAACUUGUUCAAAUUGUUAAAAGAAUUGCUGAACAUAUGGCUGGUACAAAUCCAAUAGUCCCACCACCAGGACAAGGACAAAAACAAUAA